Colletotrichum chrysophilum is the source of this 882-nucleotide messenger RNA. RefSeq lists its product as uncharacterized. Lineage: Eukaryota; Fungi; Ascomycota; Sordariomycetes; Glomerellales; Glomerellaceae. The transcript is spliced from 2 exons. Gene Ontology annotation, cellular component: nucleus; proteasome regulatory particle, base subcomplex; cytosol. Gene Ontology annotation, molecular function: polyubiquitin modification-dependent protein binding. The coding region runs from base 1 to 882 and encodes 293 amino acids. The record is from RefSeq and is a predicted model, not a curated record. Gene Ontology annotation, biological process: proteasome-mediated ubiquitin-dependent protein catabolic process.
AUGGUCCUGGAAGCGGUGAUGGUCGUCGUUGACAACAGCGAAAGCAGUCGCAACGGGGACUACCAGCCCACAAGAUUCGAUUCCCAAGCCGACGCCGUCAAUGUAAUUUUUCAGACAAUCACCAACGGCAACCCCGAAUCCUCUGUCGGCCUCAUGAGCAUGGGGGGCAAGGGACCCGAGGUGUUGGUCACUCUCACGACAGACCAGGGCAAGAUCCUCGACGGCUUGCACCGCACCAAGACCAAGAUCAAGGGCUCAUCACACCUCGCAACGGGCAUCCAAGUCGCUGGUCUCGCCCUCAAGCACCGUCAGAACAAGUCCCAACGGCAACGGAUAAUCGUCUUCGUUUGCUCGCCUAUCGAGGAGGAAGAGAAGAAGCUGGUGCAGUUGGCGAAGAAGAUGAAGAAGGGCAACAUCUCGGUCGAUUUCGUGCUCUUCGGUGACCUCGACGAUGACGACACCCAGAAGAAGCUGCAAGCAUUCAACGAAAGUGUCAAGGGUGGCGAAGGUUCCCACCUUGUCGUCAUCCCCCCAAGCAGCAAGUUGCUCAGCGACCAGCUCAUCUCUAGCCCUAUCCUGCUGGGUGACGCCGCAGGUGGUAGUGGUAGCGGUGGUAUGGAGAGCGGCGGAGGCGGAAACUUUGGAGAGUUCGACUUCGAUCCGGCUAUGGACCCGGAACUUGCCCUCGCCCUGCGUAUGAGUAUGGAGGACGAGAAGGCAAGACAGGAGAAGAAGGCGCGCGAGGAGGCCGAUGCGGCGGGCAAGGGAUCACUGGAUGAUAUCAAGGAGGAAGGCGAGAAUGCCCCCCUGCUCAACAAGGACGGAGGCGAGUCGAGCAAGAAGAACGACAAGAAAGACGAUGACAGGAUGGAUACCUCGUAA